Messenger RNA from Mixia osmundae IAM 14324, 1390 nucleotides. RefSeq lists its product as uncharacterized. NCBI's taxonomy places the organism in Eukaryota, Fungi, Basidiomycota, Mixiomycetes, Mixiales, Mixiaceae. Gene Ontology annotation, biological process: glycerophospholipid catabolic process. Bases 121 to 1239 code for a protein of 372 amino acids. The record is from RefSeq and is a predicted model, not a curated record. The transcript is spliced from 3 exons.
GUCGACUGCAUCAAUCUAUUGCUCCAGGCAGGUGCUCAACGGGGUCCAAACGGGAGCGCGCAGGCUUCCUCGAGCUCGAACAAUGCCAUCGGAUCUGCCUCGUCAGACGGACAAGAUCCCAUGGAUCUUGAUGCUGACCUGAUACCUUCCUUAUCUUUGCCGCCACCGAUCAUGCCCUUGCGUAUCUACGGCCAUAAUUAUCUCGAUAAAAAGGCUCUUGUACAAGUCUCUUUGGGACACCCCAACACAUCAAAAGCCUCGAUUUUGUCGCCGGUCCGACUGUACAAUCAAUCGCAGCUCUCUUCCCUCAAGCUUGUCAUCUCCAGCAAGCCAGACUCUAUGGCGAUACCGCACAGCGUCAUUCUGCCGCUGACAGAUGAACGAGAGGUCUUUUCGUUUCAAAUUGAGUCCUUCGACGUCCUUUCGCUCGAAUUUGAUCUCUUCCCGACUUUCGGCUCAAAAGUGAUAGGCAAAGCAGUGGCAUUCCCCUCGACAUUUAGCGAUCUACAAAGUCAGGGUCAUUAUGUCAUCCCACUGCUUGAUCCGCAUCUCAAAGUCAUUGGCGAGAUCGCGUUCGAAGUCAACGUUGUCAAGCCUUUCGAAGGCGUGCAGCUCGAGGUCGGCGGCAGGAUGGAGACCUAUUGGAAGUCGACCAAUCCAGUCACUGCACCUGAUACUGGUCUCAUGCCGGCGCCCCUCGGCCUCAAUCCCGGUCCCGCAGGCUCUUCCGUCGUCACGGCUUCUUCGCUUACAGGUGAACAUGUCCGAAUUGUCGUCCAAGUGACAAACGAUGGCGUUCCGGUAGUCUAUCCGAGCUGGAACCUACCGAUAGAUGGCUUCGAGUUACGCGUGAGCGAUAUUAGCUUUGCUCAAUUCGAAGCACUCGCCGUACGCAAAGGCAAGACUCUUGCCUCAAAGAUCACUGCGAAGACGCAAGAACCCAGCGAGUGGUAUCGCGCCAUUUCCGAAUCACUCGUCGGGCUCUCGGAAGUGCUGGCAGUGACGCCAACGUCUCGCGAUGGAGAUCAACAGCUUUGUAGACGCAAUCCUCAAGACUGUCUACGAGACACCCAGUGCUCGCUCCGGAUCCAUUGCGAAGCACCGGCGCAUCGUCUUUUCCAGCUUCAAUCCUGUCGUCUGUACAGCGCUAAAUUGGAAGCAGCCAAAUUAUGCUGUGUUCUUCGCUUCUUAUUGCGGUCUCUCACGAUCAAGUUCGGAAGGCAAUCUUCUGCCUGCUAACCGCACAGAGGACGACAGACGGUGUACAUCUCUGCGGGAGGCAGUCAAAUUCGCUCGUGGCAAUAACUUGCUUGGGGUCAUGUUCGAUUCGACUAUAUUGGUUCGUCCAAACCUUGGAGCGCUGGAUAUAGCUAACCGCCUCGCGGCUUGA